Thecamonas trahens ATCC 50062 is the source of this 804-nucleotide messenger RNA. RefSeq lists its product as uncharacterized. NCBI's taxonomy places the organism in Eukaryota, Apusomonadida, Apusomonadidae. The transcript has a single exon. The record is from RefSeq and is a predicted model, not a curated record. The coding region runs from base 26 to 709 and encodes 227 amino acids.
GCGAGUGGCUUACUGGUGCGGGGAUAUGGACCGCCCGCCUGUGCCGACUGUCGCCGUGGGGCUCUUUGCCCCACCGGUCUCUGGUGCGAGCGAGUCGGGUCCGAGCCUGGCCGCAAGGGGCGAGAGCGAGAGCGGGAGCGAGGGCGCCCGUCGGCGCCGAGCCGAGGCUGUGCUGGAGAUGGAGAUUGAGGCAGAGCUAGCAAGCCCGAGUCGAGCUCACGCUACUGGAGGCGGAGCUGGCGGAGCUGGAGCUGGCAACGGAGGGAGUAGCGAGAGAACGAUCGGCUCAGCUGGGACUGAGACUGAGACCGCGAUGGCCGAAGCCAAGGCCGAGGCCGAGACCGAGACCGAGACGUGUCUGGAGCCGCUGGGACGGAUGGCGUUUGAUAUGGACAUGCCGCUACUGUCAGCGGCUGAGGAAGAGCGUCUUCGGGCGGUGAGGGGAGAUGCAGCGAUGUUGCUAAGACUCGCUGGCGGCGAGGAGGACGAGGAGAACGCUGAAGAGGCGCUCAAGAUCUCAAGCGCGGGCCUUGGCGCCUCGGGCUUUGCUCCGCGCUCCAAGCAGGAGCUCCUCGCCGACCUUGCCGAGGAGCGUGCGCUCAUCAACCGGAUGCACGCGAUGUACAGUGAGCAGGCCAAGAAAGUUGUCAUGGAGCGCAUGGCGCUCGAGUCGGAGCUCGCCCAGCUCGAGGCCCAGUCACCGAGCUGAUGGCUGGCGGUGGUGAUCCAAGCGCACGGUGCUGCGAUGAAGCGACGGCGCGGAGUGAAUGGUUGUCGACCAAGUGAACCAUGUGAGCGAGGAAA